Limulus polyphemus (Atlantic horseshoe crab) is the source of this 2011-nucleotide messenger RNA. RefSeq names its product MIF4G domain-containing protein-like. The coding region runs from base 84 to 1040 and encodes 318 amino acids. Lineage: Eukaryota; Metazoa; Arthropoda; Merostomata; Xiphosura; Limulidae. Gene Ontology annotation, molecular function: translation activator activity; RNA binding; protein binding. The record is from RefSeq and is a predicted model, not a curated record. Gene Ontology annotation, cellular component: cytosol. The transcript has 5 exons. Gene Ontology annotation, biological process: regulation of translational initiation.
ACAAAGAAGACGCCUCACGCCGUCACGAAACGGCCAAGUUAGCUCGAAGAGUUGGUUUUCCGGCCAAAUCAUCCAAGCCAACAAUGGAGAUUUAUCGGCCUCCAGGUGUAAGAAUGUCGGGUGAUAUUUCAACCUUCAUGAAGCAGUUUUCUGCUCCAGGAACAAAUGGGCAUACUGUUGCGAAUGACCUACGGUUAACUCCAUCUCCAGAACCAGCACAUCAUAAAAAUAAAGUACAGUUUCAUGGAUCUCAGUCAAAGUCUAGCGAGAAGAAGAGUGCCCUCAAACGCUCCAAAAGUUUUACAGGGAGAGAAGAUAUGACAGCAGGAAGCGCACACACGGAUGGUUUUCCUGCAGAGUACCAAGAUCUCGUCAAAAGGGCUUUACAUGAUCCCAACUCUCUGACAUCCCUUCAGCUGAUGGAAAUAGUGAGGGUAAUGUGUUCCAAAGCCGUGGAGAGUAUUCACCACGCAGAACCCGCCGCUCAGAUGUGUUUUGCCAUUAUUGAGAGGGAAAAAGGCGAAACGUUCUUGGAGAGCCUACUUAAUUCUUGUCGUGAGUGGUUUAGUGAACGUGACAAGUUGCUGCGGUCAGUUUCUGGGGCUGGUUCCCGCCGUUGGAUAGCGUAUAUCACCUUCCUGGCGUGGCUGUACCUUUGGCUCAAAAGUCGUCAACGUCAGAUCCUGGUUGCGAACGGGCCAUCUGGCACUCCAGCUGCUGCAGACCGAUCUCUUUCCUUGGUCAUGCUCUUGUACGAGUGCUGUGAACUUAUCUUACAGCCUCCAUCUGUAACUUGUUUAGCUGAGAUCGAGUGCUUACGUUUUGUGCUAACAAGUAUAGGACAACAGCUGGAACAGGAUUCUUCACAACGUAUGCAACAUUUGGUGGCCCAUAUGCGUGAUGCCUUCAUCAAUCCGUCCAUUUCGGCUCAGAUCCGGAAAGCGCUUUUGGAACUGGUGGAGCUGCACGCCAGUAAAUGGCAGCUGGAUCUGCCUCAGUCAAUGUAUUACUUCCCCUAUACAAGUGUGGACAGGAAGUGACGUCGAUCUUGAAUCAUGGCUUCUCCAGCCCCUGUAUCCAGACAUGAAUAGGAAGUGAUGUCAUAACCAUAGAUAAUAAGCUUUUAUUUGCAUAUUAAUUUCUAAACACGAAGAUAUGCACAAAUUAUAUCAUUACUUAUUUCGAUGGUGAAAUACAAUUUAAGUUUUCACGUGUGAGAAAAACAAUAAUGGUCUAGUCAGGAGAGGGCUUAUACCUUUGUUCUUUUUUUUCCUGCACUGGUGAAUUGACUAUGCAGUUUAUAUUGUUUUUAUAUGUAUCUGUCUUCAUAUAGCUGUCACAGAGUUUAUGCACGACAUGAAAAAAAAAUGUACAAAUGUUUAUUUUGCAAUUCGUAAUGUAAUGAAUGCGUGUGAUGUCUAUCUAUUAGAAAUGAAGUCCGAGUAGGUCAUUUAGAAUGUGGUGCGAACCUGGAGGCUUUAUAAAUAACACCUGAAAUCACUAGAGAAAUUACAUUUUAGGAUCAUGGUCAAGUGCCUUACAAUAUGUUCGUAUGAACUAAUGAGUUAAAUAGUAAAAGAAAUAAGAAAAUAACACUUGUGCUAAAGAUUAUUCCAUUUGAUAAAUUUUUCCAAUGUGCUUUUUUUUAAAAAAAAAAUCAAGCUUUUAUUUAGAUUUUCUUUUUUUUUAAAGCAAACUAUGCACGAAUGUAAGCUAAUAUUUUUAUCUAACAAGAUAAAGAAAUGUUUUCUACCAUCAUCUUUUAGGUUUGGAAGUUUUCUGGUGCUGUUUCCUUGGUAUGUUGGCGUUCGUAUUUUUUAAGUUUAUUUGUUCUGUAAUAGUACUAUUUAUUUUUGUCAGAAAUUGUAAUGCCACACUGUAAAACAGUUUAAAUGUUUAAAUAUUGUUUUUGAAAGAUUAAAACUAAUAAACCACGCUUUUUCUUUUGUAAAAUGUGACAGAAAAAUAAAAUUUUAAAUACAAAUUGUUACGAGUAAUUGAACUAAUGAAA